Panonychus citri (citrus red mite) is the source of this 2630-nucleotide messenger RNA. Its product is annotated as BTB/POZ domain-containing protein 1-like. Gene Ontology annotation, cellular component: cytosol. The transcript is spliced from 3 exons. Gene Ontology annotation, molecular function: protein binding. NCBI's taxonomy places the organism in Eukaryota, Metazoa, Arthropoda, Arachnida, Trombidiformes, Tetranychidae. Gene Ontology annotation, biological process: neurogenesis. Bases 515 to 1708 code for a protein of 397 amino acids. The record is from RefSeq and is a predicted model, not a curated record.
UUUAGUUAAUCAUUUGCUCGUCGACUCUUAUGCCAGUUACAAACAUUCACCUUCGACUAAAUCAUUCAAUUGUGAUAAUUUACUGGCGAUCAAUAAUUAAUUUUAAUCAUAUCUAUUUAAUACUUUAGUUAAUCAUCUAUAGCAACAGGUAAUAACAACAAAUUAAUUCAGUUCUCUAGUGAGCAAAUUAAAUCAUACGAGAGGAAAACAAUCCAAAGACUUUUGGUUUUAAUUCUUGGUAAUUAGUUGAUUGUGUUAAUAAUAUUGUGCUUCCCAGUGUUUAGAUCUUUGUAACAUUUCGGGAUUUUAUCGGUUCGUGACCUGAGCUCGUCCAAAGUAUGGUAAUAACGACCAACCAAAGGAUUGGAAACGUUGAUUCGAGUGUCAAACAAUUAAAUCAAAUUCUGUCGAUCAAUUUAUGUCUCGAAAACUUUUGGAUUAAUCCAAUUAAAAGUUUUUUCCUGAUAAUAUUAAUAGUUUCCCAUUUGUAUCUAAAUACUGAACCAUUGAGAUUAUGGCGAUUGAUGAAAUUAACAUUGGAUUACCAUCAGCUCCAAGUCCCGGGUUAAUUUUGUUUAAUUGUGAAGAUCAAAGUGAUAUUAUCUUCAGUGUAACUCUUAAUCCACCAAUUAAUCAAGAAGAUGGAUUAAAAUGUGACUCUAAUAAAUGGAGAUUUCCAGCUCAUUCCUUUAUCAUUCAAGAAUCGAGUCCAUUUUUUGCUUCAUUGGUUCAACAAUUAAAAAACGAAAAGAAAUCAAAGCCAAUCGUUAAUAUCAAUUGUCAACCGGAAUUAUUUCAUUUACUUAUGAGUUAUAUUUACAAGAAGGAAGUUAAAUUAAACUGUAGUUUCAAAUGUUUGGCUUUGUUUGAAAUCGCAAUUAAAUUUGAUUUAAUUGAUCUCGCAGUUGUUUGUUUGUCAUUGUUACAAUCAAAUCUAACGAUUUAUAAUGUAAUUGAGAUUCUGGUUGCUCUUGAUCGUUUCCAAUCAGUUGAAAGGGAUCCUAUCAAUACGUUUGACUCAAGAUCCAUCAACAAACCAAAUGGACAGACAGUUAAUCAAUUACCUUCAUCAAUUAUUGCUAAUCUAAUUAAUUUGGAAAGUCAUUUAAGCAGUUGUAUUGAUCAAUGCUAUCUGAUUAUCGAUGAAAAUGGAGACAAUGUAUUAGCCUCCGAAUCAUUGGUGUCCGUUGGUGAAAAUUUACUUCGGUCUAUUUUAACUCGAGAUUCACUUGUUGUGACAAAUGAAUUGACUGUCUUCAAUUGUCUUGAUCGUUGGUCAUCUAUUCAAUGUGUUAAGAGGCAAAAGGAAGUGACCAUCGGAAAUAAGGUUGAGAUUCUAGGAAAUAAUAUCUACCUGAGCCGUUACUUGACUAUGACGCUCGAAGUAUUCAAACAUGGACCUUACCUGAGUGAUUUAUUAUCGGACAAAGAUAAAGAAAUAAUUGUCUCUAAACUAUAUGAUGGAUCAGUUCCUCUUCCUGUUCAUCUUAAGCAAUAUCGAUUAGAUAAACCAAGAAAAGAAAAAAACUUCCAGAAAUCACCAAGAUUCACUAAUUACCAUGAAAAUCAACGGAGUCACAACCAAUUGGUCAAAAAGAGCCAUCGAAAUCUCAGUUUUCUAGUUGAUCGAAAAUCAAAUUUAUCAUUCAAAAAGCUUCUUAAUGGUUUAGGAGAGGCGAUGAUUUGUGUUAUCCAAUUACUUGAUUAAAGUGAUGCAGAUGGAAAAUCGCAGAGAGUAAUUGAAAUGCAGGAACAAUUCAUUCAUGACAAUCACUAAAUCAUCAAAAGCAUAAGAAAAAUAACCAGAAUCUUUUAUAAAACAAUCGAUUUUUUUUCUAAAUUGAUUGAAACAAAAUACCAUCGAGAUGAUUUACCUUCUCAUCCUACUUACUAUCAGACGGUUUCAUCUCUCUCUUCAUCCUCAUCUUUAUCUUCAACUCUUUUCCUUUUGGCAUAAUCUUGGUGGUGGUUUUUUACAAUGUAAAUGAAUAAAAUACUUUCAACUCCCACUGAAUCUUCAGGGAAAACCUUUUGGGAAGUUCAGUAAGAUAAUCAACAAUUUAUCUUAAAUUUGGCUUCAUCAUCUCGCCUUAUCAUCUCUAACAUCAUCAAUCACACUUUCCUAAUGUACCUUUGCAUAGAUAUUCAUCAUCUCGAAGCAUCAACAUCCAAUUCUUGGCAAGAUCAUUUUUUAAAUGUCACUUUAAACAGAAACUUUCUGAUUCUUGGUUCAUACUCUCAGGGAAAACAAUCGAUAUGUUAACUAUUAUUUCUUCAAUUAUGACAUUUUACUGUUCAAUUAUCUUCUCUUCAUUAAAGACAUUACCCUUUAAUUACAAACAAUUUACAAUAUUUGUAAGGUGGAAAAGUCGAAGAGUAUUUAAAACUAAUUCCAAAUCGAUUAGAGUGCCAAUUUCCACUAGCAAACAAGGAUUAACAAUUCAGUAAAUUACACGAAGAUUCUAAUGAUAAUAACAAUCAACUUUUGGCAUUCAACUCGCUAAUUGUUUGGAUCACUAGUUCAGAUAUUAAAUUACAAUCAAAUGGUUUGACGAUAAUUUCCAAAAAUUUAGUCUUCCAAAUCUAGUUGAUAUAACUCACAAUCCACAGAAACUAAUUGUUAACAAAUA